Molecule: messenger RNA, 1367 nt
Organism: Diachasmimorpha longicaudata
Lineage: Eukaryota; Metazoa; Arthropoda; Insecta; Hymenoptera; Braconidae
Product: protein CDV3 homolog
Exons: 3
Coding region: 1-747 (248 amino acids)
Cellular component (GO): cytoplasm
Source: RefSeq, a predicted model, not a curated record
AUGGCGGAUCUUGACGAUUUUUUUGCCAAGAAGGAUCGCAAGAAAGCGAAAGGUAAAAAAUUCACAACCACUGAAGAAAUAGCUAAAAAGCUCGAGGAAACGGGAAAGAGAACCGUCGAGAAAAUGAAACUUAAGGAGAAACUUCCAGAUGAAGAAGAUCGAGCUCCGCCACAAAUUGAGGAAGAAGACGAAUGGCGAGAGUUUCAGGAAGAGAAGAAAGACUACUCAGGUCUGAAAAUUGGAAAUCUAACGGUCAGUGACAAUCAUGAUCAGGACAGUAAUGAUGAAAGAGGCAUGGGUGAGAAUAGCUCAGAUGGUGAGAGUGGAGAAACGAGUUCUAAAGUAGCUGGACCUUGGAACAAGGCCGAUGCGCCAGCUAAGGCCGCGGAUUCAGGAGAAGUAAUACCUGCUCCAGCAGCACCAGUAGCCAGCGCGCCCGCUGCAGUAAAAUACAAAACUCCACAUUUGAGACACCAAACAACAUCAUCACCUAGCACACGCUCGAGUAGAAUGAAAAAUAUUGCUCCUGAUAUUCGCAGUGAAGAGUAUUUUCCAACUCUGAGUGCUAAGCAACCAACUGCUCCUGAAACUGGUGUCUGGGGAAGACGAAAGCGAGACGAAGGGUCUUUUGAGGAAGUCCGUAAUCGAGGUGGUACCAGAUCCUAUGCUACUCCAGAAGCUCAAAGUCAAGCACCAAAGCUUUCAUUGGACAACAAAUAUGGAGCACUAUCACAGGAUCAGAGCUGAAACUAUAGAAAUUUGUAUGAUCAAAUUAUCAUCUUGGAUUCCUCCUUACUUCGCACCGUUUCGUAGCCCAGUCAAUAAACAAGAAACAAUGAAAUAAAUAAAAAAUAAAAAGGUCGCUUAAUAAAUGAGAUCAUUUUCUCUUUGAACUGAGAAAACGAAUAUGCUCGGAACUGGGGAAUAUAAAAAAAUUUGGUGGACAAGAACCUGAUUUUAUCCAAUUCAUGACAUGUAACUAUUGAAAGCUGACUUGUAAACAGUGAAAGAUGUUUUUAACUCAACUGCAUGAGAUAAAAACUUAUUGAAUGAAGAAAAACUGAUGUGUCACUAAUUAUAAUUAAGCAUGUAUGGUAUAGCAAAAAUAACUGGUAUGUUAUCGAGGCUGGGCUUCGGGGCAACAGUGCAUUCAAAGUAGGUGCGAUUAUUGGUAACAUAAUGAGAAAAUCAUGAUAUAUCAAUCAGGGCAAUGUUCAUACAUUUAUUAAAUAUCUAGGAGGGAUAUCAUCACACACUAUAAUGAAGCUAAUAUUAAGAGCGAGAGAACCUUUGCGUCUAUUCUUUUUCUACUUUAUGUUCAUUUGUUUUCUUGUUCGUAAUAAAUUCAAGAGAUGUUGGUAAAUUAG